Molecule: messenger RNA, 6501 nt
Organism: Antechinus flavipes (yellow-footed antechinus)
Lineage: Eukaryota; Metazoa; Chordata; Mammalia; Dasyuromorphia; Dasyuridae
Product: zinc finger protein 420-like
Exons: 7
Coding region: 744-5405 (1553 amino acids)
Biological process (GO): negative regulation of transcription by RNA polymerase II; regulation of cytokine production; regulation of immune system process
Molecular function (GO): DNA-binding transcription repressor activity, RNA polymerase II-specific; RNA polymerase II cis-regulatory region sequence-specific DNA binding
Source: RefSeq, a predicted model, not a curated record
UGCUAAGUAGUUCACCCUCAGGAAAUUGUAAGCACAGUUGGGAAUCUAGUCCGUCCUCCUGUACUCGGGCAAAAUUCUCCAUUCUCCUGAUAGUUACAUGUCCACCCCCUCAUUCAGUAUUCACCAAUCUCGGUCCAGUCACCUGAUAGGUGAAUACCUUUCUGGCAAAGGUAUUUCCAAGGGUAAGUGGGGGGAUGACUCAUCAACACUCAUUCCCUGCACAGCUUAGACUCAGCUUAGCUCCAUUUCUGCACUUUAUGGUUUCUUCCUUUCCAGAGAAGGGAUAACAACUCCAGAAAUAAGCUCCGCGGGAAUAAGAGAAAGCUUAGAGGGGAGGGAGCCCCAGGGAGGAUUUGAAGAAGCAAAUCAGAGAGGCGGAAGCAGAUAGGGGGAAAGGGGCGGUGGAGGGAGUGGGGCAGCCUGGGAGGAGUUGGAGGUGGAGGAGAACCCGAGCCGGGGGCGGGGCCUGUAGUCCUGGUCUGCAAAAGGCCUCCUUCUCCUGGGGGAGGGACAGGGCGGGGCUAUGAGGACCAGAAAGGCACUCGCAGAGGGGGUUGUCGGGAAGCUUCCUGCCCUUCGGGCCGCCCUCCCUUCCCGCGGACCGCUGAUUAGUUUGACAUCUGGAAGGUAGAACCGCGCAUUUCCCAGGGUGAAUCUCUGAGUGGAGCAGCCCUGGAUCCUGACCCCAUUCCCUAAAGAGAAGUAAAUUUCAAGCUUUUCUCCUUAAUGCCUCCCUGAUUUACAUGCCCAGGCUUCCAGUUGGCAGAGAAGAUGUGAUCUCGUAUUUUAAGCAGAGGGAAGCCCCCUGGGUGCUGGAUCAAGAAGGCUUGAGGAGCUGCUCUCCAGAGCAAGAGAAGAGCAUUGAAAUGAAGGACACUACUGAGGAAAUAAGCCUUUCUGGGGUAAAACCUCACAGGCCACCAUCCAUAAGUCCCUGUGACUUCACUUGGAGAGAAAUCUGUGUUACACAAGAGAAAAUUCAAACUGGCAAGAAAUCUUAUGAAUGUAACUACUGUGGAAAGUGUUUUAGACAAAAGGGAAUUCUUAUUAGACAUGAGAGAAUCCACACUGGAGAGAAACCUUAUGAUUGUAAUCACUGUGGAAAAGCUUUUAGAAGCAAGGGAACUCUUACUGUACAUCAGAAAAUACACACUGGAGAGAAACCUUAUGAUUGUAACCACUGUGGAAAGGCCUUUAUACAGAAGGUAGCACUUGUUACCCAUCAGAGAAUCCACACUGGAGAGAAACCUUAUGAAUGUAACCAUUGUGGAAAGGGUUUUACAAGCAAGGUAGCUCUUAUUCGACAUGAGACAAUCCACACUGGGGAGAAACCUUAUGAAUGUAACUGUGGAAAGUCUUUUAGAUGCAAGGAAGGUCUUACUGUACAUCAGAGAACGCAUACUGGAGAGAAACCUUAUGAAUGUAACUGUGGAAAGUCUUUUAAAUGCAAAGGAGAUCUUACUAUACAUCAGAGAAUCCACACUGGGGACAAUCCUUAUGAAUGUAACCUCUGUGGAAAAGCUUUUAGAAGCAAGAGACAUCUUACUAUACAUCAGAGAAUACACAGUGGAGAGAAACCUUAUGAUUGUAACCAUUGUGGAAAGGCUUUUAGAAUCAAGAAGAUUCUUAUUAUGCAUCAGAGAAUUCACACUGGGGAGAAACCUUAUGAAUGUAACCAAUGUGGAAAGGCUUUUAGAUACAAGGGAUAUCUUACUGUACAUCAGAGAAUCCACACUGGAGAGAAACCUUAUGAAUGUAACCACUGUGGAAAGGCUUUUAGAUGCAAGAGAGAUCUUACUCUGCAUCAGAGAAUACAUAGUGGAGAGAAACCUUAUGAUUGCAACCACUGUGGAAAGGUUUUUAGCAUCAAGAAGAUUCUUAUUAUACAUCAGAGAAUUCACACUGGGGAGAAACCUUAUGAUUGUAACCAUUGUGGAAAAGCUUUUAGAUGCAAGAGACAUCUUACUGUACAUCAGAGAAUACACAGUGGACAGAGACUUUAUGAAUGUAACCAGUGUGGAAAGGAUUUUAGAUACAAGAGAAAUCUUACUGAACAUCAGAAAGUACACAUUGGAGGGAAAUCUCAUGAUUGUAACCAUUGUGGAAAGGCUUUUAGCACCAAAAGGGAUUGUAUUAUACAUCAGAGAAUACACACUGGAGAGAAACCUUAUGAAUGUAACCAGUGUGGAAAGGCUUUUAGAAGCAAGGGAUAUCUUACUUUACAUCAGAGAAUACACAGUGGAGAGAAACCUUAUAAAUGUAACCAGUGUGGAAAGGCUUUUAGAAGCAAAGGGUAUCUUACUGUACAUCAGAGAAUCCACACUGGAGAGAAACCUUAUGAAUGUAACCACUGUGGAAAGGCUUUUAUAUACAAGGGAUAUCUUACUCUGCAUCAGAGAAUACACAGUGGAGAGAAACCUUACGAAUGUAACCAGUGUAGAAAGGCUUUUAGAAGGAAGAGCGAUCUUAUUGUACAUCAGAGAACCCACACUGGAGAGAAACCUUACGAAUGUAACCAGUGUAGAAAGGCUUUUAGAAGGAAGAGCGAUCUUAUUGUACAUCAGAGAUCCCACUCUGGGGAGAAGGCUUAUGAAUGUAUCCAAUGUGGAAAGGCUUUUAGAUACCAGGGACUUCUUACUGUACAUCAGAGAAUCCACACUGGAGAGAAACCUUAUGAAUGUAACCAGUGUGGAAAGGCUUUUAGAAGGAAGAGCGAUCUUAUUAUACAUCAGAGAUCCCACCCUGGGGAGAAGGCUUAUGAAUGUAUCCAGUGUGGAAAGGCUUUUAGAUAUCAGGGAGUUCUUACUGUACAUCAGAGAAUCCACACUGGAGAGAAACCUUAUGAAUGUAACCAUUGUGGAAAGGCUUUUAGAUGCAAGAGAGCUCUUACUCUGCAUCAGAGAAUACACAGCGGAGAGAAAGCUUAUGAUUGUAACCACUGUGGAAAAGUUUUUAGCAUCAAGAAGAUUCUUAUUAUACAUCAGAGAAUUCACACUGGAGAGAGACCUUAUGAUUGUAACCAGUGUGGAAAGGCUUUUACAAGGAAGAGCGAUCUUGCUGUGCAUCAGAAAAUCCACUCUGGGGAGAAGCCUUAUGAAUGUAUACAACGUGGAAAGGCUUUUAGCUACAAGGGAGAUCUUGCUGUACAUCAGAAAAUCCACUCUGGAAGGAAAUCUUAUGAGUUGGUGACAUUCAGGGAUGUGGCUGUGGACUUCACCCAGGAGGAGUGGGAUCUCUUGGACCCUCCCCAGAAGGAGUUGCACAAGGAAGUCAUGUUGGAGAAUGCCCAGAACCUGCUGUCCCUGGGGCUUCCAGUUCCCAGAGAAGACGUGAUCUCGUAUUUUAAGCAAAGACAAGUACCCUGGAUGCUGGACCAAGAAGGCCUGAGGAGGCGCUCUCCAGAGCAAGAGGUCAGCAUUGAAAUGAAAGACCCUACUGAGGAGAUAAGCCUUUCUGUGGGAGAACCUCAGAGGCCACCAUCCAUACGUCUAUGUCAAUUCACUUGGAGAGAAAUCGGUAUUACACAAGAGAAAAGUCAAACUGACAAGAAAUGUUAUGAAUGUAACCAAUGUGGAAAGACUUUUAGAAAAAAUGCAUUUCUUAUUAUACAUGAGAGAAUCCACACUGGAGAGAAACCUUAUGAUUGUAACCACUGUGGAAAGGCUUUUACAACCAAGGGAAAUCUUACUGAACAUCAGAGAAUCCACACUGGAGAGAAACCUUAUGAAUGUAACCAGUGUGGAAAGGCUUUUACAACCAAGGGAAAUCUUAAUGAACAUCAGAGAAUCCACACUGGAGAGAAACCUUAUGAAUGUAACCACUGUGGAAAGGCUUUUAGCAGCAAGGGACCUCUUAUUAGACAUGAGAGAACCCACACUAGAGAGAAAUUUUAUGAAUGUAACCAGUGUGGAAAGGCUUUUGCAAGCAAGAGAAAUCUUAUUGAACAUCAGAGAAUCCAUACUGGGGAGAAACCUUAUGAAUGUAAACACUGUGGAAAGGCUUUUAGAAGCAAGGAACAUCUUAUUACGCAUCAGAGAAUCCACAAUGGAAAGAAACGUUAUGAAUGUAACCACUGUGCAAAGACUUUUAGAAGCAAGGAACAUCUUAUUGCGCAUCAGAGAAUCCACACUGGAGAGAAACCUUAUGAAUGUAAAUACUGUGGAAAGGCUUUUACAAGGAAGGCACAUCUUACUGCGCAUCAGAGAAUCCACACUGGAGAGAAACCUUAUGAAUGUAAAUACUGUGGAAAGGCUUUUACAAGGAAGUCACAUCUUACUGAACAUCAGAGAAUCCACACUGGAGAGAAACCUUAUGAAUGUAACCACUGUGGAAAGGCUUUUAGAAACAAGAGUAAUGUUAUUGAACAUCAGAGAAUCCAUAAUGGAGAGAAACCUUAUGAAUGUAACCACUGUGAAAAGGCUUUUAGAAGCAAGGGAAAGCUUACUGAACAUCACAGAAUCCACACUGGAGAGAAAUCUUAUGAGUGUAACCACUGUGGAAAGGCUUUUAGAACCAAGAGCGAACUUAUUAGACAUGAGAGAAUCCACACUAGAGAGAAACCUUAUGAAUGUAACCAGUGUGGAAAGGCUUUUAGCAGUAAGGGAUAUCUUAUUAUACAUGACAGAAUCCACACUGGAGAGAAACCUUAUGAAUGUAACCAGUGUGGGAAGGCUUUUACACAAAAGGGCCAUCUUAUUAUACAUCAGAGAAUCCACACUGGGGAGAAAUGUCAUGAUUGUAAGCAAUGUGGAAAGGCUUUUAGAAGCGAGGAAGAUUUUAUUACACAUCAGAGAACCCACACUGGAGAGAAACCUUAUGUAUGUAACCAGUGUGGAAAGGGUUUUGCCAGCAAAGCAUAUCUUAAUAUACAUGAGAGAAUCCAUACUGGAGAGAAACCUUAUGAGUGUAACCAGUGUGGAAAGGCUUUUAAAGACAAGGGAUAUCUUAAUAUACAUGAGAGAAUCCAUACUGGAGAGAAACCUUAUGAAUGUAACCAGUGUGGAACGGCUUUUAGAAGGAAACGAUAUCUUACUGAACAUCAGAGAAUCCACACUGGAGAGAAAUCUUAUGAAUGUAAGCAGUGUGGAAAGGCUUUUAGACAAAGGGCAUCUCUUACUGAACAUCAGAGAAUCCACUCUGGAGAGAAACCUUUUGAAUGUAACCAGUGUGGAAAAGGUUUUAGAGGAAAAGGAGAGCUUACUGUACAUCAGAGAAUCCACACUGGAGAGAAACCUUAUGAAUGUAACCAGUGUGGAAAGGGGUUUAGAAGGAAGGGACAUCUUACUGAACAUCAGAGAAUCCACACUGGAGAGAAACCUUAUGAAUGUAUCCAGUGUGGAAAGGGUUUUAGCCGCAAGAAAAAUCUUAUUACACAUGAGAGAAUACACACUGGGGAGAAACCUUAGGAAUGUAACCGCUGUGGAAAGGCUUUUAUACUAAAGGACUAUCUUAUUCUCCAUAAGAGCAUCUGCACUUUUGAAAAUCCUUAUGAAUGUAACCAAUGUGGAAACUUUUAGAUUCCGGAGAAGUCUUUAUGGACAUCAGAAAAUCCACACUGGAGGAAAAUUUUAUGUAAGUAAUGAAUAUGGAAAGAGUUUUGAAGAAAAAUCUGAUUGGUUCUUGCCAGCUUUGUGAAGAAAUGUAAAGGCAUUAAAAUAAGGAGGAAAAUGAAUUUGGUAGAGAGCACUGGGACAGAACAGCCUGCAGAAGUCAGCCAGAUCCUUUAUAUGAGAAGGUCUUUCUUCUCAUGACUUGUAUUGUUUUGUGCUUCUGCAUUGAAUUGUUCAACAAUAUAGGUACUGUCUUUGGAGUCAGUAACCAUGGGUUUUUUUCUCGUGAGAAUGUAUAAAAACUUUGCUUUGCUUCUAGAGAUCUUUCCAGCUUUUUUUAUUAAAUAGUGAACCCUCACCAUUUCUGAACCACACGCAAGGAAAGAUAAUGACGUAUGUUGAAGGGAAUCGUGGGAAAAUUGGGACACUAAUACAUUGUUGGUAGAGUCGUGAAUUGAUCCAGUCAUUCUGGAAAGCAAUAUGGAACUAUGCCCAAAGGGCUAUCACAGUGUGCGUAACCUUUGAUCCAGCAGUGUCUCCACUGAACUUGUAUCCCAAAGAGAUUAUAAAGAAGGGAAAAGGCCUUCCACAUAAGCAAAAAUGUUUGUAGCUGCCUUUUCUGUAGUGGAGAGAGGGCUGUGGAGAUUAAGAAAGCAUCAUAACCUAGUAUUUCACCUUUUUUUUUUUUUUGGUAGUUUGCUUGCAUUGGUUUUCUUUCUCCUUUUUUCCCCCUUUUUCAUCAGAUUUUUCUUCCACAGCAUAAAAGUUGUGUAAGUAUGUAUAGAAGAAUGGUACAUGUUUUAACAUACAUUGGAUUACUUGCUAUAUAAAGGAGGGGAUUGGGGAAGGAAGGGAGAAACAAUUUGGAAAACAAGGUAUUGCAAGGGUGAAUGUUGACAAUGAUCUAUGCAUAUAUUUUGAAAAUAAAGGUUUCAUUAAAAAAAAGAAAUAA